GGAGAAGCUGGUACUGAAUUAACAAACUAUUAGUAGAGCAGAAGAAUAUGGAGAGAUGUCUGACACUCAUUUUACUGUCCUCAGUUGUAUAUCUCAUCAGAGCUGAGAGUGUAAAUGUGAGACUGGUUAAUGGUAACAGUCCUUGUGCUGGUAGAGUGGAGGUUCUUCAUAGAGGUCAGUGGGGAACAGUGUGUGAUGAAUUUUGGGAUAUGGCUGAUGCUGCAGUGGUGUGUAGAGAACUGGACUGUGGAAAACCUGUUGAUGCUCUGCGUGAUGCUCAAUUUGGACCAGGAUCAGGACCAAUCUGGAAGAGUCGAGUCAUGUGUACUGGAUCAGAGUCGACACUAAAGAACUGUGGAUCAAGAGGAUGGGGUAUACACAAUUGUGAUCAUAGUAGAGAUGCUGGAAUAAUCUGCUCAGGAGUCCGACUUGUUGGAGAUUCUCGCUGCUCUGGUAAAUUAGAGAUUCUUCAUGAGAAAACAUGGGUUUCAGUGUGUGAUGCUGCCUUUGACCAGCAGGAUGCAGAGGUUGUGUGUAGAGAGCUGGACUGUGGGGCUCCUGUACAGGUGCUGGGAGCAGCUGCUUUUGGCAAAGGAGAGGGUCAGAUGUGGACAGAAGAGAUUCAGUGUAGAGGAAAUGAAUCUCAGAUUCAACUCUGUCCAACAUCAUCAUCAAUCCAAAGCAACUGUUCUCAUGACAACAUCAUUGGAUUGCUGUGUUCUGACAUAAUAAAUGUGAGGUUGGUUGGUGGUAACAGUCCCUGUGCUGGUAGAGUGGAGGUUCUUCAUAGAGGUCAGUGGGGAACAGUGUGUGAUCAAGGUUGGGAUAUGGCUGAUGCUGCAGUGGUGUGUAGAGAACUGGACUGUGGAGAACCUGUUGAUGCUCUUCGUGAUGCUCAUUUUGGGCCAGGAUCAGGACCAAUCUGGAUGAAUAAUUCAAUGUGUACUGGAUCAGAGUCCACACUGAAAAACUGUAGAUUAGUAGAUUGGCCUUAUGACUGUGAUCACAGUAAAGAUGCUGGAGUCUUUUGCGCAGGCAUCAGGCUGGUCGGAGGUUCUCAUUGCUCUGGGAGAUUAGAGAUACUUCAUCAGAAGACGUGGGUUUCAGUGUGUGAUGCUGCCUUUGACCAGCAGGAUGCAGAGGUUGUGUGUAGAGAGCUGGACUGUGGGGCUCCUGUACAGGUGCUGGGAGCAGCUGCUUUUGGCAAAGGAGAGGGUCAGAUGUGGACAGAUGAGAUUCAGUGUAGAGGAAAUGAAUCUCAGAUUCAUCUCUGUCCAAGAUCAACAUCAAAUGAAAACAACUGUUCACAUGAAAACAACGUUGGACUGGUGUGUGCAGACAGUGUGAAUGUGAGACUGGUGAAUGGCAACAGUCCAUGUGCUGGUAGAGUGGAGGUUCUUCAUAGAGGUCAGUGGGGAACAGUGUGUGGUGUUUACUGGGAUAUGGUUGAUGCUGCAGUGGUGUGUAGAGAACUGGACUGUGGAGAACCUGUAGAUGCUCUGAGUGAUGCUGAUUUUGGACCAGGAUCAGGACCAAUCUGGAUGAAUCGAACAUUAUGUACUGGAUCAGAGUCCACACUAAAGAACUGUGGAUCAGUAGAUUGGGGUGCUUUUGACUGUGAUCAUAAUAAAGAUGCUGGUGUCAUCUGCUCAGGCAUCAGGCUUAUUGGAAAUUCUCGUUGCUCUGGACAAGUAGAGAUUCUUCAUGAGAAGACGUGGGUUUCAGUGUGUGAUGCUGCCUUUGACCAGCAGGAUGCAGAGGUUGUGUGUAGAGAGCUGGACUGUGGGGCUCCUGUACAGGUGCUGGGAGCAGCUGCUUUUGGCAAAGGAGAGGGUCAGAUGUGGACAGAAGAGAUUCAGUGUAGAGGCAACGAAUCUCAGAUUCACCUCUGUCCAAGAUCACCAUCAAUCAUAAACAACUGCUCCCAUGAAAAUGAUGAGGGGCUUCUGUGUGCUGACCCCAAAAAUGUGAGACUGGUUAAUGGAAACAGUCCCUGUGCCGGUAGAGUGGAGAUUCUUCAUAGAGGACAGUGGGGAACAGUGUGUGGUGUUUACUGGGAUAUGGUUGAUGCUGCAGUGGUGUGUAGAGAACUGGACUGUGGAGAACCUGUAGAUGCUCUGAGUGAUGCUCAUUUUGGACCAGGAUCAGGACCAAUCUGGAUGAAUCUUAUAUUUUGUAAUGGAUCAGAGUCGACACUAAAGAACUGUGGAUCAUCUGGAUGGAAUUUACCUAUCUGUUCUCACAACUUUGAUGCUGGGGUCAUCUGUUCAGGUCACAAACGUUCCAGACUGGCUGAUGGACCUCAUCUGUGUUCUGGGAGAUUAGAGAUACUUCAUGAGAACAUGUGGGUUUCAGUGUGUGAUGCUGCCUUUGACCAGCAGGAUGCAGAGGUUGUGUGUAGAGAGCUGGACUGUGGGGCUCCUGUACAGGUGCUGGGAGCAGCUGCUUUUGGCAAAGGAGAGGGUCAGAUGUGGACAAAAGAGAUUCAGUGUAGAGGAAAUGAAUCUCAGAUUUCAUUCUGUUCAAUGUCUUCACACAAAUAUAAUUGCACCAGUGUUAGCAACGUGGGACUAAUGUGUUCUGGUUACACAGCGCUCAGACUGGUAAAUGGCCCUGACGUCUGUUCUGGUCAAGUGGAGCGUCAAUAUUUCAAUAAGUGGGGCACCGUAUGUGAUGGAUGUAUGGAUAUGAGAGCUGCCAGUGUCCUCUGUAGACAGCUGAAUUGUGGGAUUGCUGUGUCUGUUGUGGAAGCGGACUGGUUUGGAGAGGGAAGUGGUGAAAUCAGGGCAGAUGUGUUUGAUUGUCAGGGGAAUGAAACACAACUCUCACAAUGUCCCAUCUCUUCAUGGAGUCGAGCUGAACGUUCUCAUAGACAAGAUGUUGGAGUCAUCUGCUCUAAUUCAUCUCUGGCUCUUCAUGAUGGGCGAGUGCGGUUGUCUGGAGAGAGAGAGUGUGAGGGGGAGGUGGAAGUUUACAUCCAUCAGGUCUGGAAGAGAGUUCUGCUGGACUCCUGGAGUCUCACUGAAUCCUCUGUGGUCUGCAGACAGCUGGGCUGUGACUCUGUGCUGAACUUCUACAGCUCCUCUUCAUCCAGUCCUGAACACAGUCAUGAGUGUGUGAUGGGCUUCCAGUGCUCUGGGAGUGAAGCUCAUCUGGGGAACUGCAGCUCUCCACAAACUCUCAACUGCAGCUCCACACAACAGCUGUCAAUCACCUGCCUUAGUCGUGGGUCCAUCAGGCUGGUGGGUUCUGGAGGAGACUGUGCAGGGAGGCUGGAAGUUUUUCACAACGGCUCAUGGGGGACAGUGUGUGAUGACUCCUGGGAUAUUAAAGAUGCCCAUGUGGUGUGUAGACAGCUGCAGUGUGGAGUGGCCCUCAGUAACCAGCAGGUACCAGCCUGGUUUGGUCCUGGUUCUGGACCCAUAUGGCUGGAUGAGGUGAACUGUGAGGGGAAUGAGACGUCCCUGUUGAACUGCUCUUCUCAGGUUUGGGGAAAACAUGACUGUCAACACAAGGAGGAUGUAGGAGUUGUGUGCUCAGACUUCAAAGAGAUCAGACUAACUGAUGGUUGUGAAGGGAAUGUGGAGGUUUUCUACAAUGGAUCGUGGGGUAAUGUAUGCUGGAACCAGAUGGACAGAGACACAACGAGUCUGAUCUGUCAAGAGCUGAACUGUGGAAGAUCUGCCAGUGACCCCAGUAACUCACAAGGACUAAAAUCAAAUUGGCUGGAUCAAUUAAAAUGUCGUCCACAUGACUCAAAUCUGUGGCAGUGUCCAUCUUCAACCUGGGGACAGAAUAACUGUCAUCAUGAUGAGGUGGCUCAUAUAACCUGCUCAGAAAAUGAAAACGAUGAAUCGCCUCGAAGUCAUCUUUCAUGUUCUACAGCUCCAAACCAGAGACACUGUACAAAGUAUGUUCCUCUGAGACUGAGUGGAGGGAAGGGCCGGUGCUCGGGGAGACUGGAGGUGUAUCAUAACGCUGUGUGGGGUUCAGUCUGUGAUGAUCAGUGGGACAUCAGGGAUGCUCAGGUGGUCUGCAGGCAGCUGGGUUGUGGAGCAGCACUGAGUGCUGAUGGGAAUGCAGCCUUUGGUGCUGGUGAAGGUGUUGUGUGGCUGAACAGAGUCGAGUGCAGAGGGAAUGAGAUUCACCUGUGGGACUGUCCUCUCUCCCUGAAUAACCACACAGACUGCUCACACAAAGAGGAUGCUGGACUCACCUGUGCAGAUUUGUCUGUGUCCACGACUCCUGCCCCAACAACAUCAACUUUUCCUCCAGUUUCACAGACAGAUGUGACACAAUCUCUGUCCUCACUGAUCACUCGUCCACAAACUCCUCCAGCAUCUUCUCUCUCCAUCCCUCUUGUGGUUUUGAUUGUAUUGGGAGCUGUGCUCUUACUGCUCUUACUGCCACUCAUUAUACUGAUUCAGCAGAACAGAGUGAUGAGGAGAGUUCUUUCCAAGAGAAGACACAAGACUCAGACUGAAGCGGUUUAUGAGGAGAUUAAUCACGGACUCAUUACAAAUAAAGAUAAACGCAUCACUCAGAGAGGAAGAGUCCCUUCUGAAGAACUGCAUUCUGGGUAUGAUGAUGCUGAUGAGAUUCUUUCAGAUGACAUACCAGAAAACUAUGAUGAUGUUGUGAUCAUGCGACAGUUCUCCAAUAAUAAAAUAGAGGGAGUUCAGGAUGAGUACGAUGAUGUGAGGAAUGUCAGUGAAGAUGUGAGAAACCUGUUUGACUAUGAUGAUGUGGGGAAUUUGCCAGCCAAACAUGGAGGGACUGUAUAACUCAGGAAUCACACACAACCUCAAAUCUUUUUACAGCUUUUGGAAAUGGAAUGAGUUUAAGUGAUCUUAUAUACAAGUUUCAAUUGCAAUCCAGCAAUGUUUUAUAUUACAUUUAAUGUGUUCAAAAUUAUCAACUGUAUUUAGCUGAUUUUCUUUUGACAUCCAGAAAAAUGUCUUGCUUUCAUGGACUUUUGAAAAUGUUAAUUUCUCUUUCCUCUUCGCUUUAAA
Xyrauchen texanus (razorback sucker) is the source of this 5012-nucleotide messenger RNA. Its product is annotated as deleted in malignant brain tumors 1 protein-like. Gene Ontology annotation, cellular component: membrane. The record is from RefSeq and is a predicted model, not a curated record. The coding region runs from base 48 to 4784 and encodes 1578 amino acids. The transcript has 21 exons. NCBI's taxonomy places the organism in Eukaryota, Metazoa, Chordata, Actinopteri, Cypriniformes, Catostomidae.